Molecule: messenger RNA, 1380 nt
Organism: Danio rerio (zebrafish)
Lineage: Eukaryota; Metazoa; Chordata; Actinopteri; Cypriniformes; Danionidae
Gene: hmgb3b
Product: high mobility group box 3b
Cellular component (GO): nucleus; chromosome
Molecular function (GO): DNA binding
Source: RefSeq, marked provisional
AGGUAGGUCUCGUAGUGAGCUAGCGCGAGGCUGUGUGGUCUUCCAUAGAGGAAGCGUGAGGCCGUGUGAUUGAGGAGAACAGACGACAGGACAAACAUAAGAAGGUGUGGGAAUAUUUUAGUGGCUUUGUAAUAAUGGCUAAGGGUGAUCCAGGGAAACCCAAGGGCAAGAUGUCUGCCUAUGCCUACUUUGUCAAGACAUGUCGUGAAGAGCACAACAAGAAGAACCCUGGUGUUACGGUUAACUUCUCAGAAUUUUCCAAGAAGUGCUCUGAGAGAUGGAAAACCAUGUCUCCGAAAGAGAAGACUAAAUUUGAAGACCUGGCCAAACAGGACAAGGCUCGUUAUGAUCAGGAAAUGAUGCACUACAAUCCAGGAAAGAAAGGUCGGAAGCAGAAGAAAGACCCUAAUGCUCCAAGGCGGCCACCGUCUGGAUUUUUCCUGUUCUGUGCAAAGCAGAGGCCAAUUAUCAAGGCUCAGAACCCCAGCCUUGGCAUUGGAGAUGUAGCCAAGAAACUGGGAGGGAUGUGGAACAACCUGUCUGAUUCUGAGAAGCAGCCCUUCCUAUCAAAUGCUGACAAACUGAAGGACAAGUAUCAGAAGGAUAUGGCCUUUUACAGAAAAAAGGGAAGUGGAGGCUCAUCGUCUGCCAAAUCUGAACCAAAGGAUGACGACGAGGACGAUGAUGAGGAAGAAGAGGAUGACGACGAUGAUGAUGAGGAUGAUGACUAAAUGACUGGUUUCUCCUAAUUGGGCAGUAAGGUGUUUGAUCACUUAAGUCUGGGUCUAAAAGGUCUUUGUGUCAAGGCUGCUAUACACUGAUAAUCAGUAAAAGAGCCCAAUGCUUGCAAGCUCUGUCUUCAGACAACCUCUCUCAAUGGUGAGUUUGCUGGUGGACCUGUUACAGCUUGCUAUUAAACUGUUGGUAAGAGCAUAAUGUUUCCACACUGUCGAACAAAAAGUAUUAGCAGUACAAACUUUUUAAAAGUAUUUAAGUGGUGUCUAUAUAUGGCUGUUAAACUUAACAACAACAAAAAAUCUUUCUGUAACUUUCUGUGUUGUUGGAAGGAUGUUCAUUAUAUGCAAAAUUAUUAUUAUUUCUUGAGUGAUUAAGUUGAGUGAAUUUUAUGUUUGCAAAGUCUAGGAACUUUAUCAGCUUAAACCAGAGGCAAGUGAUCAAAUGUUUAGGGGACAUGAGCUAUUAUUUGCUCCUUCAGUUGUUUGAUGUUGUGUAUCAAUGAUACUGUGAUUUGAAAUAAACAUGGCAUUUUUAGAUGUUAAAUGUUUUUUUAUUAUUUUUUUUAUGCAUUUCUCAUGCAUAAAGUAGCAUUUAAAUAUUUGGAGUAUUUGUCAGUUAAUAAAAGGAUACAUGUAGCUAUUA